CUGAUCUGAGCUCUCACUGUGCGAAUGCGAGGCAGUCGGGGAGCCAGUGAGCGAGGGAGGCAAAGUGUACGAGGGUGUUUGAUGCAGAGCGUGUGUGUCUGUGUGAGUGUGUAGCCUGUUGUUGUGGUGAAAGCCAGUGCAGUGUUUUAAAGUGAAUGAUACAGCCGGCUCCUCUUCCUCUCUCAGGACUAUACCACUAGCAAGAGCUCACCGUCUGGAUUAUUGUGGCACUUCCUCCUCCUCUUGCCUUUGAGGGGAACACCUGUCUGUGUUUUGUGUGUGAGCGCUGAGACGACGGACUUUGCCCUAGUGAGCAGGGCGAGUGGAUGACUUCAGUGAAUGGGUGUUUUGCUGGCGGAAAGAGGGAGACUGCUGACCAUGGACUCCCCUCACUAGUUAACGGGGGUGGUGUGGAGGAUCAGGUUUGUCCAGUCAUCAUGUGUACGCGGGCCUAUCCUGACCCUGAGUGCCAAUUGUUCCCUGGAGAAGUGGAGGAGCCUGAGGAGGCAGACGAGGGCAGGGAGAGGGAAUCAGACAGAGACAGUGCUGUGGAAAGCACCCAGGGGUCAGAGACUUCAGACGGGUCCACCAGACCAGGGGACAAGGAGAACGUGCUGGGAGAUCUCUUUUUCCCUGGGGAGAAGUGUGGUCAGACUAGUAUUUCUGUGACUUCGGACCUGUCAACACGUUCCUCAGCCUCUCUGAACGAGGAGCAGUUUGAGGACUACGGGGAGGGGGAGGAGCCAGACUACACUCCCAGUAGCCCCUGUGCAGACGAGGAGACUCGUACCAACGGCUACUCUGACCUUGGCUCAUCUGUGCCCUCUAGUGCAGGUCAGACUCCUCGUAAGGUGCGCCACCAUUACACUGGUGAACUGAUGGAUGUGUACUGUUCUCAGUGCAGCAAAAAGGUCAACCUGCUUAAUGACCUGGAGGCUCGCCUCAAAAAUCUAAAGCCUAACAGCCCCAACAGAAAAAUCUCCAGCACUGCUUUUGGAAGGCAGCUGCUCCACAACAGCAACUUGAGCAGCAGCAAUGGCAGUACAGAGGACCUUUUCCGAGACAGCAUUGACUCAUGUGACAUUGACAUCAAUGAGAAGGUGAAUUCCCUUGAGAAGAAGGUUGCCGAACUUGAGAGUGAGAUUCUGGUCAACGCUGAUCUCAAAUCCAGGCUGAAGCAGGAGAACACACAACUGGUACACAGGGUUCAUGAGUUGGAGGAACAGUUGAAAGAUCAAGAGACCCGUGCAGAACAAAAUCUGCAGGAGAGGUUAAGGCGACACAGAGAGGCCUACAGCAAGCUGGAGAGAGACAAGAACACACAGAUAGAGCUGCUGACCAGUCGAGCUAAGCAGCUGGAGGAGGAGAACAGUGAGAUGUCCCUUAACAUGUGCCGCCUCAAGUCACAGACGGAGAAACUAGAUGAGGAAAAGCAAAGGAUGACAGACAAGCUGGAGGACACCAGCCUGCGUCUGAAGGAUGAGAUGGAUCUCUACAGGAAAAUGAUGGACAAACUGAGACAGAACAGGCACCAGUUCCAGAAAGAGAAGGACGCCAUGCAGGAGCUGAUAGAGGGCCUUCGUAAAGAGCUGGAGCACUUGCAAGUCUUCAAGCUGGAAGCAGAGCGACCUGGCCGGAGCCGCAGCUCUUCCUCUGGGCUUGCAGACUUCAGCAGCAGGAGCAGGGAGGUGGAGCUAGAGCAUGAGGUCAAGAGGCUCAAACAGCGAUUUGUGCCCCAGGACAUUCUUCCCCCUGAAUUCCAGCACCUGGGGUUGUCUGGGGCUCGACUCUAUCCCAGUCUGAUGGAGAACCAGAAGCUGAGGGAGCAGAAUGAUGAGCUUAAUGGUCAGAUCCUAAGUCUCAGCCUAUACGAAGCCAAGACCCUGUUUGCUACCCAGACCAAGGCCCAGUCUCUAGCUGCCGAGAUAGAAAAUGCUUCCAGAGACCAGCUAAUGGAAGCCUUAAAGGAGCAGGAGGAAAUCAAUCUACGCCUCCGACAGUAUAUGGACAAAAUCAUCCUGUCAAUCUUGGACCACAAUCCCUCUAUUCUGGAGAUAAAGAACUAGCAGCAACUCAACUGGAAUGAGAAUCUUUCCUGAUCUUGGUGGGAGAAUGAGGAUCAUUCCAGUUGUUUGAUCAGAACCUGCAAGGAGUUGGGAACCUGUACAGGAAAACAUGGAGUCAGAGCUCAUCUUAUAUAACAGUGAUGCGUCGCCCCCUGCUGUUUGUGGUGAGAAAAGCAGAUAAAGCAGAAGGGCAUUCUGGGAGUUUUUCUCACUGACUACUAUUUUAGUGUGACUGGUCAAGGCAAACUAUCCUGUUGCCAUUCUCUGUCUAUUCUAUGAACUGUAGUCACAACUUUCAUCUUUCAUGUAACUAACCAGGGAUUUCUUCCCUGCGUGCUUUGAUCAUUGACACAGUCACUCGACACAGUGCACUGGACAUAAAUGCACUUGGGCAUAAAAACUGGAACAAUUAACUAUACUACUGUUUUCUGAUGUUAUUCAUAUUAGCUGUGUUAUUCACAGUGUGCAGACUGUAAACCAGUGUGAGACAGAUAUGAAGGCAGAUAGUUCACUGCCUGACCUGUAACCUGCCAGUCUUUUCCCAUUUAUCAUGUAGAUGUUCUCUGAAUGCAUGAGAUGAUGUAUUUGGACAGGCACGUGUUGAAAGAAAAUUGGGAAAAAAAGACAGAAAUGGUGUGAGAAAGGAAAGAGGAAUGCUUAGCAAUAGUGUUACAUGAUGGACCACGUCCAAAGAAAUGAGGUUAUUUGUGAAGUCGAUGAAGGUACAAAGAAGGUGAAUUAUUUUUUUGUUAAAUUUGUGAGAAAAUGUCUUCCAGUAAACCUUGCAAAAGUAGUUGCAGUAUCAAUCAGCCCAACAGUGAAAAUAUUUUUCACUGAAAAGUGACCCUUAGUUGAUUCAGAUUUACAGAAGCUAUAACGAGGAGUGUCUUUAAACUGUAAACUUCCAUGGCUGCUAUUUGCUAGCAGAGCUUGAAGGGAUGUUCUGUUGCUAGCAAGCAAGACACCCAAAUGAUAUUGCACAGAAAUGUUAGGAGAUGAAUGUACAGGCUGCGUAGCAGGUAUAUGUUGGAGUGAGUGGUAGCCAUUGUAACACGGCUUACUGAAUCGUCUUUUUAUGCUCAGUGAAAUUCACUCAGAUACUGGAUGUGACCAUGCGCUGACUCACCUUUUUGUACACAAAACUGAAGUAGCAAUCUCACUGACUCCUACAAGUGGCAGAUUGCCUCAAUGGCUUUCAGAAUCUCUCCAAUACUGUAAAUUUCAUGAAUGUAUGACUCGAUAUUGUGGCCAAAAGAGCGUUUUGAAUUUAAACUUCUGUAACUGGAUUAGACACACUGUGACCCAUGUGUCUUCAGUACUGUAAUGAGAAGGGCAUUGUUUCAAGAGGGAGGAAAAUACAAUCUGCUGUAUUAUAUAAUUGUUCUAAACUUGAGUUUUGCUUCCUUGCACAAAAAAAUACAUUCUGUUUCCAUUUGCAUGGUUCACAUUUUCUUCUGUGUGUGCCUUUUAAAGACAUUUUUCAAGAUGAUGUUGCUUAGGAUUUACGUUUUAUGUCUAUGUCUGACAUAUGUUCAUGACCUGUAAAUGUUGUAAUUAUAUAGUGAUUAUUUGUAUUCAUGUGCCAGUCACCACUCUUUUUCAGAUUGAUACUAAGACAACUAUUUUAUACAGUUUUAUCAAGUUCUGGGGUUGUUUAGGUGUCCUGUUAACUGUAUAGCACAAUGCUUUAUAUGGUACACAAGCCAGGUUUUACUCUUUCAAUGUAAUUUUGUUUUGUUUUGUUUUUUUUUUUAAAUGCAGAGGGCAAUGUUUUGUUUCUUUUUUCAUUUUUUUUUCUCUCAAGUCCAAGGAUUUUCAAUGUGCUUUAAACUGGCUUUUUUAUGGUUGUAAAUUGUCUUCCUAACUUAAACAGUGACCAUUAUAAGCAAUAUUAACUUAUUACAAAUACCUGCUGGUUUGUGUCACAAAUCUUUUCACUCUAUAGCUGCCUGUCCCAUACUAGACUUUAAAAGAAUAAACGAUACAUUGACAGUGCAGACUGUCAGACGCGUGUCUUGUAGAUCUUGAUUUUUUUAGUUAUUAGGGCUAUCCCAUGGGAUGUAGUCUUAUUAAAUGGCAAUAAAAUGGCUUUGGAAGUGAAA
Molecule: messenger RNA, 4168 nt
Organism: Mugil cephalus (flathead mullet)
Lineage: Eukaryota; Metazoa; Chordata; Actinopteri; Mugiliformes; Mugilidae
Gene: rab11fip4b
Product: RAB11 family interacting protein 4 (class II) b
Exons: 14
Coding region: 327-2066 (579 amino acids)
Biological process (GO): regulation of cytokinesis; endocytic recycling
Cellular component (GO): cleavage furrow; recycling endosome membrane; midbody
Source: RefSeq, a predicted model, not a curated record